Molecule: messenger RNA, 1525 nt
Organism: Papaver somniferum (opium poppy)
Lineage: Eukaryota; Viridiplantae; Streptophyta; Magnoliopsida; Ranunculales; Papaveraceae
Exons: 9
Coding region: 160-1176 (338 amino acids)
Cellular component (GO): cytoplasm
Source: RefSeq, a predicted model, not a curated record
UUUCACUUCCACUUUUGAAGUCUUCCUGUUAGUCUUUUCCCAUUCUUCUUCAUUUGUUUCUUCAAACAAAUUUGUUUCAUUUUCACAAAAUUCCCCACCUCUUUCUUCAUUUCUUGAAAUUCUUCUUGUUUCAGUCUAAUCCAAAAACAGUGAGAUAUAAUGGGAAAUGCUAUUAGGUCCCUGUAUGGGAGUUGUUGCAAGCCAUCAACACAAGAAGAUUCAGCAGACUCAUAUGGUGUCUCCACAACUACUGGUGUUGUUGUUGGUGUUUCAGCUCUAGCUCAUGAUCUUUUGAACUAUGAGCAAACUUCUCAGGUUCCUGAAGGGCUCAGUCAGCAUGUUGCAUCAUCAAAGAAAACUCAAGCUAAAUGUUACAACAAACUAUUGCAGGCAUGGAAAGAAGCCCAAUUACCACCAAGAACGCGUAAACAAGCUUCGAGGCUGAUCAUUCGGACCUUAAAGGAAUACCAAAGGACUGAUGUAGAGGGUCUAUUGAGAUUUUAUGGUCUUCCAAUUCCACGAAAACGGGUUGAAAUUCCUGAUGAAGAAGUCUUUCCUCCUACUCAGCCUGAAGGGGUGCAAUUCGAAUUACAAACGUUUCCGGUGGACGCAAGAGCUGUUGGCGAUGGGGAUGGCUUAACUGUUUAUGUUGACGCUACAGACCCCAGGGAAGCACCUAAUGUGCCCAGGGCUGUGCAACUGGCCGUAUCAAGACGAGCAAAAGCACGUGCAUCCAGGGAUUUUAAGACGGCAGACGCACAUCAGCAGGACAUUGUUGAUGCUGGUUACAGAGUCUUCAGUGGUUCAAACAACGAGGACAUUCUUGCCAAAAAGUAUCGUAUUCGAUUGAGGGGUAUUGAUGCACCAGAGAUGGAAAUGCCAUACGGAGAAGAGGCAAAGGCAGAACUCACGAAGCUACUCCAAGGAAAGUGUUUGACUAUUGGUGUUUACGGUGAGGAUCAGUUUGGUCGAAUCGUUGGAGAUGUACAUUGCGAUGGAAAAUUUGCACAGAAAAUAAUGCUCAGGAAAGGGCUUGCAUGGCAUUUUGAAAAGUAUGACAAACGCCCUGAACUCAAGAAGUGGGAGAAGCAGGCUAGGGAUGCUCACCGUGGAUUGUGGGCAUCUCCAAAUCCUCAAAAGCCAUGGGAAUGGAGGAAAAACAAUCGGAGGGACUGAAUCGUAUGAGAGUUCCGAACUGAAACUAUAGACUUCCUGGGUUCAAUUAUGCAAUGAAGGAGAAAGAAAUCAUGAGGACUGUGUCGUAGGCUCAUAGCAGAAAUGCAUGUGGCGAAGCCAACACAAUAAAUCUCUAAGACGGUAAAUACCAGCAUUAGCUAUCCAAAUCUCAAACUAAACAAAGGAGACACUGUGUACAUAUGUUUUCUUUUCUUUCCUUUUCACUUUUGCAGAAUUGAACUACUGAGAGAAUUUUAAUAUCUAGAGUUGUAUAAUUGAAAUGAACCAGUUGUGAUUUUCUGAUUAAAGAAUGGUGAACUUUAGAAUUAUGCUAUCUAUUUUACUGCAA